Messenger RNA from Hypanus sabinus (Atlantic stingray), 2467 nucleotides. RefSeq names its product polymerase (RNA) III (DNA directed) polypeptide G (gene polr3g). Gene Ontology annotation, biological process: transcription by RNA polymerase III. Lineage: Eukaryota; Metazoa; Chordata; Chondrichthyes; Myliobatiformes; Dasyatidae. Gene Ontology annotation, cellular component: RNA polymerase III complex. The coding region runs from base 278 to 934 and encodes 218 amino acids. The transcript is spliced from 7 exons. The record is from RefSeq and is a predicted model, not a curated record.
UAAAUAGGGACGUGUAUGAGAGGGACAUUUUUAUUUCUCCAUCAUUAGUUUUGGACCGAAGCUGUAGUGGGACCCCGGCUCUGAACUCGUCGCGUUCAGCCGAGGGUGGGGUGUGGAGUGGAUGCGGGGAGCGGGUUAACGGUGCCGGCGCUGCCCUGAGCGGAAAGGUGUACUUGUGCAAGGCGCAGUCAGUCCGUUGCCUGAGCUCCCGCAGUCCUGGGACCGGAGCCGGUGAAAAGCCGCGGCGGGGAGGGGUGUCAGCAUCGCUCCCGGGGUAAUGUCUGAGAGAGGACGCGGCCGGGGUAGAGCACAGUUCACCUUUAACAUCGAAGCCAUCGGCUUCUCCAGAGGCGAAUCCUUGCCUGAUACUGGAUGCCAGCCGCUCCCUUUAUUCCCGCCCACAGAAUUUAAGCCUGUCCCCUUGAAUACAGGGGAAGAUGUGAACUAUAUCCUAGCCUUAAAGCAGGAGUUAAGGGGAGCCUGCAAGAAGCUGCCUUACUACAUUGAAGCUGCUAUUGAUAAAAAAGAUAUUGAAAGGUAUACUCAGAAGUAUAAGGAAAAGAAUGGCGCCAAGAAAUGGACACCAGAUUGGAGAAGACUUCCGAGGGAGCUAAAGCCAAGAAUUAAAAUGCCAAAAAAAGCAAGAACUGUCACAAAUGUACCCACAGUGUCCAUAACGAAGAGUCCUGAAGUUGUGAUUGACAAAUCUAAUGAGGAUGUAAUCCAAAAACUGCAGGAUCUAGAGAAGAAAGACACAGAAAGUAAAUCUGAUGAAGAAACUGAAGAGAAGGAGAAAGAAGAAGAUGAGAAUGCUGAGAAUGAAGAGUACAAUGAGGAGGAAUUUGAAGAGGAAAAUGAUUAUAUUGCAUCAUACUUUGAAGAUGGCGAUGACUAUGCAGCUAGCGACGAUAAUAUGGACGAAGCUACAUACUAGCAGUGCCUGGCAUUCCAUGUAUAUUAAACUCUGAAGUAAUUCAAUGAUAUUGUUACAAUUAUUUUAACUUCCCUUAGGUCACUUGUUUUGCACUUGUAAAGAAAUCAAAUAAAAAUUCUUGUUUACAAUGAAGAUAACAGGGUCGUAAAGGAGCUAAAAUGGGUAGUGGCACAUCAGACAUUCAUUGGAUAGUAAUAGAUCUUGGAUUUUGCACUAAUAUCAUAAAUUAUUAUAUAAUUACACACGUCUUUUGAGGAUAAUUAUGUUGCCAAAGUUAUGUUGCAAAAAUACUUCAGGGCACGUAGGGGUUAGUGCAGCAUUAUUCUAGCUCAGCGCUGGACUUUGGCGUUCAAUUAAGGCAGCACGUUAGUGAGUGGUUAGCACAACGUUUUACUGUACAGCCAACCCAGGUUCAAUUCCUGCUGCUGUCUGUAAGGAGUUUGUAUGUUCUUCCAUUGACUGCGUGAGUUUGCUCUGGGUGCUCCGGUUUCUUCACACUGUCCAAAGAUGUAUGAGUUGGUACUUUAAUUGGUUGUUGUAAAUUGCUCUGUGAUUAGGUGAGGUUUAAAUCAGUAGUUUGCUGGGCGGCGUGGCUCAAAAGUCCAGAAAGGCCUACUCCUCACUGUGCAUCAAUCAAUAAAUUAAAUAAAUAAUUCCAUUAAAAUCUGUAAGAAAGCUUGUGCAUUCUUCCCAUGUGUGCACGGGUUUCCUCCGGGUGCUCCGGUUUCCUCCAGGUUCCAAAGACAUACCAGUUACUAGGUUAAUUGGUCACUGUAAAUUGUCCUGUGAUUAGAGGCUCAGGUGAAAUUGAGAGUUGCUGGGCAGCACAACUCAUUGGGCUGGAUGUGAUACAUCUAGAAUGUAUCUCUAAAUAAAUAAAUAGAAACAGGCUUAAGAUUCUAAUGUGUAAGUUGGAAGUUAACAGGCUUGGGUGGAUUUUUAUGAACUAUUUUUAAAGCAGGCAUUGGUCAUUAUGAAUUUAAGACCAUUUCAAUGGAUGUACACUACCUUGGUGCUAAUGCAUAUCUGGUUUCUUUAUUGUUUCUGAUUUCUUUGGCAUGAAUAAUGCUCAAAGCAAAAAGUUUGAAUAAAAACAGAAAAUUCUGGAAAUAUGCAAUGAGCUGGUGGGUAUCCAUGGAGAAAGAAACAGUUAGCAUUUAGGUGUAAUGGACUUCAGGUUUGAGUAAGACAGAUUCAUCUUGACUCAAGCUCUGAGUGUUUCUGCUAGUCACCAGUUGAAAACGAUUAUCUAUUGGAUUAUUAUAAAGAAAUACAAUCAUGUUUACAGAGCCUACUGCCUUCAUUGCCUGUGUGUGUGUAACCUACCUCUUAAAUUAUUGCUGCACACAUCAGACUUUGGGUAAUUCACAUUUCCAACUUCACAUCACAUUUUCUAUGCAAUUGUUUAUAUAUUGCAUUAGGAAAAAAUAUCUUAAAAUAUUUUUCAAGAAAAAAGCGGUCCACUUCUUUCAGCAUGGUAAUUCUUAAUUCUCUAAGAUUUGGCGCUUUUGUAGGAAACCCAGUGUUAAUCCA